CACGCUUUCGCACGCUUUCGCACGACUUCCUUACACCCCCCUGCAGCCGAAUUCACCAUGGGAGCAGGUAUACCACUAGACGCUGGUGCGUUGAUGUCGACAGUGCUGGAAGGCAUUUUGUAUGGCUUCUCGGUGCUCAUGUUCGUGGGUACCAUCUGGUCUUUGACCUACAAACGACACAUGCAGGACAUGAAUCGCCCAAUUGCUGUCGUGGCAGUUCUGCUGCUGAUACUGAGUACCGCGGUUAGCAUCUCCCCUCUUUACUUACGCCCCGAGCUAUUUCCUGACGAGUCUCCGAAGCACAUGGUAGUGAAUAUAAUUCGUGCCGAAGACGGACUGGUGAGGGAUCGCAACAUCCUAGGCGGACCAUCGGCAUACUUUGCAGACGUUUCUCAACAAACAUAUGUGAUUAAACACUCGAUUUAUGUCUUGCAGACUCUCCUUGCCGACGGGGUGGUGAUUUAUCGCUGCUAUGUCGUUUGGCAAUCCGUCUGGAUCGUCGUCCUGCCGAUCAUGCUGUGGUGCAGCGUUGCAGUGACGGGCGUCAUUGCGCUCUACAGUGUCUCGCAAGCCGGCACUGGCUCCGGGAUCUUCCUCCAUGCGCUUGCGCAGUGGGUCACGGCGUUCUUCGCAUCGACAAUCGCGACUAAUCUGUUGAGCUCAGGAUUACUGGCAUAUCGCAUCUGGACAAUCCAACGCAGCAUCUCUGGCGUACAUACUACCGCGAGAAGCACCGUGAUGCCAAUAGUGCGCGUGCUCGUGGACGCCGCUAUUCUGUACUCCGCGGCGCUCCUUACAGCACUGAUACUCUUCGUCCGAGGAAACAACGGACAGGACGCUGUCGUAGACUUGGCCAUGCCCAUCAUGUCGAUCGCGUUUUACAUGGUGCUCAUACGCAUCGCGCUGAACAAAAAAGACCGCACUUUCGUCUCGACGACGAGUCUUAGUAUUCCGCGACGGACGGCGAGCGAGGUGGAACAGGAGCGCUCAAGACAGCUGUACGCUAUGAAGCCUUUGCAGGUCCAUGUGGCGCAGUUCACGCAUGAAGACCGAACGUCGACGGGUACGCGCGACUCUGUGAAAGGGGUGUCUAUACCGCAGUCGCCUGGCAGCGUGUAAUCGGUCGACGUGAA
Messenger RNA from Suillus clintonianus, 1133 nucleotides. RefSeq lists its product as uncharacterized. The transcript has 6 exons. Lineage: Eukaryota; Fungi; Basidiomycota; Agaricomycetes; Boletales; Suillaceae. The record is from RefSeq and is a predicted model, not a curated record. Bases 58 to 1119 code for a protein of 353 amino acids.